AUGUUGGGUGCCAGAGGAACCUUUGGGUUUAUUGCCCCUGAAGUAUAUUGUAGAAACAUUGGAGGUGUCUCCAACAAGUCAGAUGUUUAUAGCUAUGGUAUGAUGGUACUAGAAAUGGUAGGAGGAAGAAAGAACAUCGAUCCACUAGUAGAGAACACCAGCGAGGUAUAUUUUCCUCACUGGAUAUACAAACGUCUCACUACAUACAGGCAUCUUGAUCUACAUGGAUAUCUAGGUUUAAAUGGAAUUGAGACGAAAGUUGAAGAAGAAACAGCAAGGAAGAUGAUCUUAGUUGGUUUGUGGUGCAUCCAAACCAACCCGACGGAUCGGCCUUCAAUGAGUAGGGUGGUAGAGAUGCUGGAAGGAAGCCUUGAUGGCUUGCCAAUGCCACCCCAGCCAUUUCUAUCUUCUUCUUAG
Molecule: messenger RNA, 417 nt
Organism: Magnolia sinica
Lineage: Eukaryota; Viridiplantae; Streptophyta; Magnoliopsida; Magnoliales; Magnoliaceae
Product: LEAF RUST 10 DISEASE-RESISTANCE LOCUS RECEPTOR-LIKE PROTEIN KINASE-like 2.3
Exons: 1
Coding region: 1-417 (138 amino acids)
Biological process (GO): protein phosphorylation
Molecular function (GO): protein kinase activity; ATP binding
Source: RefSeq, a predicted model, not a curated record